AUGUCCCACCUUCUAAAUACCAGUGCCAAGCUCUACUUUGCCCCCAGAGCCCAUCUCUUUACCUUUUCUUCUAGCUUUGCUUGUAACCCUUUUCUCCGAAUCCCUUCUUCCAUUCCAAAGCCCCUUUCUCCUCUCAUUGCUAGGGUCUCUCUUUCUUCUAAAGCUUCCAAUCCCACCAUGGGAGACUCUGCCAACGCUAGAAUGGACGCUGUCCAGAGACGCCUUAUGUUUGAGGACGAGUGCAUUUCUGAUUACCCUUUUUCCCAUUUCUUCUUCUUUUUUGUUUGUCUUCUAGUGUCUGAGCAAGACAAGGAGCUAGAAAAGGAGGUUGUAUCUGAAGUUGUGGGUGCUGGCCCAUCUGAGGAAUCUACAUCUAAUGGUGUAAAGAAAUUGUCUAGCAUAGAGAUGGAUCGUAUGGACUUGCAGUCAACUAUUGAUGCUCUUCAAGAAGAGAAAAAGCUGUUGCAGUCCAAGUUACGCAAAGCUUCCACUGGUGGAAAAUCUGUUUAUGUUACCCAGAGUAGUACACAUAAGAAAGAUGAAUCUACUUCUACCGAAGAUUUAGAAAAUGAAGAUACCAUUACCAAUACCUUGAAUCAGGAAGUGCAGGAUACAUCUUUUAUUGGAAUUGAUGCCUCCAAUUUUUCAAUGUUGCCUGACAAUGGCUAUUCAAAUAUACCUCCUGAUCAGAUGAGAAUGAUUCAAAACAUUAAUGCAUUAAUUGCAGAGUUGGCUAUGGAGAAGGAAGAGUUGGUUCAAACUUUGGCGUCUGAGUCAUCUCAUUGUUCUCAGUUGAAGGUAAUGCAGAUGUGA
Messenger RNA from Humulus lupulus (European hop), 813 nucleotides. RefSeq names its product protein BLISTER-like. NCBI's taxonomy places the organism in Eukaryota, Viridiplantae, Streptophyta, Magnoliopsida, Rosales, Cannabaceae. The coding region runs from base 1 to 813 and encodes 270 amino acids. The record is from RefSeq and is a predicted model, not a curated record. The transcript has 6 exons. Gene Ontology annotation, biological process: regulation of growth.